CGUGCCCUACAUCAGUGCGCGUGGAGAGUAUCUCCGGUAACUGUACCGUUCAGGCAGCUUCACUUUAUGUGAAUUUUUAUUCCUCUUUAUCUAUAUGAGGAUUUAAAACAAAACCAACUCGAAUAGCACCACAACUAAAAUAACAGAGGUUUUGUUUUUCAUACUAUUGAGCAGGCUAAUGUAGGUUUCGGACGUAGUCAUGGAGACCCCUCGAGACCGCGACCGUUGGUGACGUUUUAACCUGAAAACGACAGCGUCCAGGGUUUUUAACACAAAAUAUUAUUAUUAUUUCCGUUCGUUAUCGCUCUUAUCUUGUCAGAAAUGACACCUUUCACACCUUUCCUUAAGCUUCCUUUCAUUUUUCAGCAUGUUUAUCAUCGCAACAUGAUACAGAAGGUAGUGUUUCACCUGCUCCGGGUCAGAGUAGGAGGACUCCAGUAGUUAUAAACCAGCUGAAAUUCUUCAGGUCAGGACACCUGAGAUGGCCAGCGUCCUGGACUCAGCACAGGUGGAUCCUGGUGGUUCGGUUCUAGAGCAGCUGGGUUUGGACCCGAACUCAGAUUUCUCAGACUCGGGUGUACAGCAGCGUCUGGAGGAGCAGCGUGAGAGAAUCCGCAGAGAGAUCCGCAAAGAGCUGAAGAUCAAAGAGGGAGCGGAGAACCUGCGGCGCGCCAUCAGCGACAAACGCAACGCUCACCAGGUGGACAGCCAGCUACGCUCCUCCAAGCGCAAACUGGACGCACUACACACACAGCUGCAAGAGCUCGAUGCCCACAUCAUGGUGAAGGGACCCGAUGACAGCAAGGAUGAACUUCCGAGCCGAUCAUCAGCCAAUCAGGAGCGCAUCAUGGCUCUGGAGCGGCAGCUCAACAUCGAGCUGAAGGUCAAACAGGGAGCAGAGAACAUGAUCCCCAUCUAUGCCAAUGGAGCCACUAAGGACAGGAAGCUGCUGCAGGCCACACAGCAGAUGCUGCAGGACAGCAGGACCAAGAUCGACAUCAUCCGCAUGCAGAUCCACAAAGCCAAGCAGGCCACUGAGCACACAGCCCACACCCAGGCUAAGCCAGAUCUGUGUGGUGUGGAGUUGAGGAUCGAGGAGUUGUGGCAUCACUACCGUGUAGAGCAUGCCAUGGCUGAGGGAGCCAAGAACAUGCUGAGACUGCUGGGAGUAGGAAAAGCUCAGGACAAGAAGGCUAUCACAGAGGCUCAGGGCAGGCUGACGGAGGCGUCUCAGAGGCUGGACUUGUUGAAGGAGUCUCUGGAGCAGAGGCUGCGUGAGUUGCCCGAGGAUCAUCCUAAAGCGUGUCUCAUUAAAGAGGAACUCAUCAUGGCCUCCUCCUCGGCGUUCAGUGGCAGAAACAGCACCCCCUAUGUCCACAACCAGUACAGCACACUCAGCAAACCAUCCCCACUCACAGGCAGUCUGCAGGUGCGCUUGUUGGGGUGUAUGGGUGUGUUGGACGUGGUCCCUGGCCGCAGCAGGAGCUCAGCAGUGGUGUUGCCGAACUUCAGCCCUGGUGACGGGCGAUCCUUCAAACUUAGCAGCCUGAGCCUGAAAAUGCCCAACAAGACCGAAGAGCUCUCCUCCGAGGUGAGUGCGGUGUUAAAGCUGGAGAACACGGUGGUGGGUCAGACGAGCUGGAGGACAGUGGGAGAGCAGGCCUGGGACCAGAGCUUCAAUAUCGAACUGGAGAGGUCCAGGGAGAUGGAGAUUGCCGUGUACUGGAGGGAUUAUCGUUCCCUCUGUGCUCUCAAAUAUCUCAAACUGGAGGAUUUUCUGGACAAUGAGAGACACAGGAUUCACCUCGAGCUCGAGCCACAGGGCUUACUGCUAGCAGAGGUGACGUUCUUUAACCCAGUAAUAGAGAGAGGCCCCCGACUCCAGAGGCAAAAGAAGAUCUUCUCUAAACAGCAGGGUAAAGCCUUCCUGAAAGCUAAGCAGAUGAAUGUGGACAUCGCCACCUGGGUGCGCCUGCUGAAGAACGCCAUCCCAACCAGCACCUCCACCAACAGCUACUCACACAACUCACACACACUUCACACAGGAGUAAUCCCAGAAGAAAAGAUAGGUGUGGAGAGUGCAUCUCCUCCACAAUCAUCUGAGAGCCUGAGGAAAGAGGUCUCAGAGGCAGUCUCUCCCCCUGAUGUAGCUCCGGAGCGGUCAGGAAGGCGUGGCUCCCACAAUUCCCAGCGCAGGCCGAGCAGAGGGCCGCUCAGUCUGCAGGAUUUUCGGCUCAUCGCUGUGCUGGGAAGAGGACAUUUUGGCAAGGUGUUGCUGUCAGAACAUAAGAACUCCAGGACACUGUUUGCUAUCAAAGCUCUGAAGAAGGGAGACAUUAUCGCCCGAGACGAGGUGGAGAGUCUGCUGUGUGAGAAGCGGAUAUUUGAGGUAGUGACCGGUUCUCAUCACCCGUUCCUGGUGAACCUGUUUGCGUGUUUCCAGACGCCGGAGCACGUGUGUUUCGUCAUGGAGUACACGGCUGGAGGAGACCUCAUGAUGCACAUCCACGCUGACGUCUUCUCUGAGCCGCGCUCCGUGUUCUAUGCUGCUUGUGUGGUUUUGGGCCUACAGUUUCUUCAUGACAAUAAGAUUGUGUACAGGGAUCUGAAGCUGGAUAACUUGUUGCUGGACACUGAAGGGUUUGUGAAGAUCGCUGACUUCGGCCUAUGUAAAGAGGGGAUGGGGUAUGGGGACAGGACCAGCACGUUCUGUGGUACUCCAGAGUUUUUGGCCCCAGAGGUUCUGACUGACACGUCUUACACUCGAGCGGUGGACUGGUGGGGACUCGGGGUCCUCAUCUACGAGAUGCUGGUUGGAGAGUCUCCGUUCCCAGGUGAUGAUGAGGAGGAGGUGUUUGACAGUAUUGUCAACGAUGAAGUACGUUACCCACGAUUCCUUUCCACAGAAGCCAUUAGCCUAAUGAGACGGCUCCUAAGGAGGAACCCCGAGAGGAGGCUGGGCUCCAGUGAGAGAGACGCAGAAGAUGUGAAGAAGCAGCCGUUCUUUAGGGAAGUGGACUGGGAGGCUCUGCUGCAGAGGAAGGUGGACCCUCCCUUCGUGCCCUUGUUAGGAGGGCAGGAGGACGUGAGUAACUUUGACGCCGAGUUCACGAGGGAAGCUCCGACUCUCACUCCUCCUCGAGAGCCCAGGACCCUGUCCCGCAAAGACCAGGACUGCUUCAAAGACUUCGACUACGUCUCAGACCUGUGCUAGGGAAGAGAAAAAGAAACUGACCGCACGCUGACCACAUAUACUGUGACUGGGAGAUUUGGGCUCCUCAGAAAAGCCUUCCAGAUGCUCUGUGUUCUCUCUGCACGAGGCUGCAGGAUAAGGGAGGAUGGGGUCACUGACUCCCAAAUGUGAAGGAUGCACCAGAACACGUCACGUGUGUAUCAGGGGUCAAGAGACAGACAGGACAGGAGAGGAACUCAGGCUAACUAUUUACAUGACUGGAAUGGUUCAGGUCUAUAGAAUAAGAGCUGCAUGAGGAUCACUUCAUCCCCACAGUCCCCGUCUCUGUCUCUGUGUCCAGAUCUUCAUCUUCCCUGCUCCAAUCUCACACUGUCUGACCACACGACAUCACCCGUCUGCUUUAUUUCACUCGCUUAUAUCAGUGUGUCCAGCUCACCUCACCGCACGCAAGCAGAAAGAGCCGAGAUUUCACCUUCUGAACGUCCGCUAUAGCACAAGGUCAAGCUCAAGGUCAAGUGUCGGGAUAUUCAGUAACCGUCCUGUCCUGUUUCUUCUACUUCGAAGGCUAAAGACUUAAAUUAAACACAAUAUUUUUGCUUUUUUUAUUUGCAUUAAAAGUGUAAGAGCUGAGUUUCAUGAGCAGCUUAUUAAAUAUGAAACAGAACAGUUCAGUACAUCUGGAAGCAUUAUAUAUCUACACAAACAUAUUAAAUGGCUGCUUCUGUCCUGGAGUGUGAUUACUGUAUCUUCAUGUCAUUAGUGUUCAGAUGGAUUUACAGCUCGGGGGGAAACUCUGCUGGAGUGGAGAGGUGAAGAGACGCAUGACUCCCACUGCAUUAGUGCAACAUGUGCAGGAGUGUCGCAGGACAUCUCACUCUCUCACACACAGGAUCAUAAUACACAACACACCUGCUGAGUACUGACACAGGAGCUCUCUCUCUCUCUCUGUCUCUCUCUCUCUCUGUCUCUGUCUCUCUCUCUCUCUCUCUCUCUCUCUGUCUCUGUCUCUCUCUCUCUCUCUCUCUGUCUCUCUCUUUCU
Molecule: messenger RNA, 4232 nt
Organism: Hemibagrus wyckioides
Lineage: Eukaryota; Metazoa; Chordata; Actinopteri; Siluriformes; Bagridae
Gene: pkn1b
Product: protein kinase N1b
Exons: 22
Coding region: 482-3214 (910 amino acids)
Biological process (GO): signal transduction; protein phosphorylation
Molecular function (GO): small GTPase binding; ATP binding; protein serine/threonine kinase activity
Source: RefSeq, a predicted model, not a curated record